AGGAAGACAAGUUAAGAUGGCGGACUGGCGGAGCUCCGCACUCACCUCCAGUCCGCCACACCAGCGCGUCGACGACCUCUUACAGUCUUCCCUCCACCACGACCGCGCGUCUUCGGGGGAGCAGCACCGGGUGGACAACUGCAGCACGAAGAUAGUCAGUCGGAAUGGCGGCGGGAAGCACAAGCAGCCGACGACAGAGCAAAAUCCUGCGGGCACUAGCCAGCUCUCACCCGCCGCUCAUCCGACCAGCUCGGAUCCGCAGGGACGGCUCGGUGAGCCGCUGCUGAGCAAAGCCCAGAGGCAGAGCCAAGAGAGACUGAAUGGACGUGGUGAAAAGGAGAAGCCGUCACACACCUCCAGAAGCAGUAGCCACCCCGGUAACAACAUCAGCGUUCCCUCUCCAGGAACGAGGGGAAACGGGGACCUGCUUCCGCUGAAAGCUGUGAACUCAUCCAGGUCACAACUCAGUUUGAAGGAGAAGAUGAAGAACAGCGUGAAGAAGAGGCACAAGAUGAGUAAUGAUAUCACAAGAGAGAAUGAGGGACAGCAGGACUUGGACCGGCUAUUCAUCAAAAAGGUGAAGAAGAAAAAGAAGAAGCACAAGCGAGUGAAGACCAACAAUUGCUCCAGCCAGACCGUCUGCUCUACUCUCACGCCUCCUCUCCCCGUCUCAUCACCGCCACACAAGUCUGACUCCUAUCCAGGCCUGCGGGGGCUGGAGUUUGCCCCCUACAUUCACGUGGAGAAGCAUCCUAACGGUGGUGCACUGGUGCUGCACGCCUUCUCCUCUCAGCUGAAAACACUGAGCGAAGGCCAGAGGCAGAGGUUUGCCGAGGAGUUUGUGAGCCUGUCAUUCAGCGAGGACUUGGCACAGGCGGCCCACUACGUAAUGGGAAUUGUUCAUGGAGAAUCUGGUUACCUGCCUGACUUCCUUGAGUACUUCUCGUCCAAAUUCCCAUCAGCGCCAGUCAAGAUGGAGAUAAUGGGGAAGAAGGACAUUGAAACCACCACUAUGGCCCAGUUCUACUCUCAGGUUAGGAGGACCUACAGUCAUGGCACAUACCGAGCCGGAGCCAUGAGACAGAUCAGUCUGGUGGGAGCAGUGGAUGAGGAGGUGGGGAACUACUUCCCAGAGUUUCUUGGAAUGUUGGAGCAGUCGCCCUUUCUGCAGAGGACGCUCCCAUGGGGGACGCUGUCCAGUCUCAGCAGGAUGGCACCCACAGACAGUGACGACGGUCCCAUCAUGUGGGUGAGGCCUGGAGAGCAGAUGAUCCCUGUGGCCGACAUUGCCAAGAGUCCUUUCAAGAGGAGACGGUCCACUAACGAGGUCAGGAACCUGCUCCAGUCUCUGACCAGAACCAGCGAGCCUAGAGAGAUGCUGUAUGAGGACAGAACCCGUGCUCACGCUGACCACAUCGGCCAAGGCUUUGAGCGGCAGACCACCGCAGCUGUGGGUGUGCUGAAGGCCGUGUGCUUCGGGGGAGGGGUGGAGCCUCCUCGUGUCACCAAAGAUGUAGUGUGCUUCCACGCCGCCGAUUUCCCGUAUGUUGUCCAGCGACUGCAGCUGGACCUGUAUGAGCCGCCGCUGUCUCAGUGCGUCCAGUGGGUGGACGAUGCUAAACUCAACCAGCUGCGGCGAGAAGGAAUCCGCUACGCUCGCAUCCGCCUCCGUCAUGAUGACGUCUACUUCAUCCCACGAAAUGUGGUCCACCAGUUCAAGACGGUGUCUGCGGUCUGCAGCCUGGCAUGGCAUGUGCGACUAACGCAAUAUCACAAUGAGCACCAGGAGGCGCUCAGUGAGGAAACUCAGAAGGACAAGAGAGGAGACAGGAACGCUACUGUGGACACUGGGUCAUCAGUCAAACAGGAGAGUGUUCGCCAUCGUCACUCGAUAAAUUCAUUUCAGAAAACUGCGGUCCCCUCAUCAUCUUCAUCUUCACAUCCCACUUUACAUCAUCAUUCUUCUGUACGAUCCUCCAAGUCUUCCACCAAUUUGAUGGCCGCAGCGUCAACAUCGCUUCCACCACCUUUGCCGUCACCUCUGACCUCCUCAUCCCCAACUCCUUCCAUGUCAGAACAACCAAAGCUGUCGAAGCGAGACAGUCCUGCCCAGAAACCCAAACUGCCACACAGCAGCACAACACAACAGAGCCCCUCAAGUGUGCGUGCUGGGGGGACCUCACAUAGCUCUGUUUGGACACAAAUGACAUCGUAUAGCAACUCAGGUACUCAUGUUAGCAAAUCAGCACAUUCUGGUUCCAAGACCUUUGCUAGCAAGUCGACACAUCCCAACACAAGGGCUCCUGCUAGCACAGUGACACAACGUGGCUCUAGGACUCCUGCUACCACAUCACCACAAGACACAAGGACUCCUGCUACCACCGCAACACAAGACUCAAGGACUCCUGCUUCCUCUGCUAAACACAUCUCAAAGACACCUGCUAGCAUAGCAGCGCCUCCCAACUCAAGGACUCCGGAUUGUACAGCAAUGCACCAUGACUCGAAGACUCCUACUUGCUCAGUGACACAUAUCGACUCGAUGACUCCCACUUCCAAGGUGUCAGCCCCUGAAUGUAGGUCACAAGCCAGGUUGACUCACACUGGCUUGAACUCACAUGCCAACUCGAGGACACAGUCUGGCGUGCCGGCACUCUGUGACUCAAGGACCUCUGCAAGCACGGCAGCCAGUGUUAAUGCUGCUUCACAAGUGCGACUUCUGCCUGAUCCUCGGCCAUCAUCAGACUCAUGGAAUGCGGGCAGGAACUCCAUGGUUACUUUUGACGCGCAAGCACAUGCACACAGACACUACACUACACACUUCUCUCGUGCUCCUCUUCCUCCAACCUUUACGCCUCUCUGUACCUCCUCCCACUACUCUCAUGGACCCCCAGCAUCCCUUCAUAGGCCCUCUCAUCUACCUCCAUCCUACGUUAGUCAUCCUCACCCCUCUUCUCAGUUCCAUCUGCCCCCCCCUCACCCGCCUGAGAUGACCCCCUACUUUGCUCCUCCGCCCUCAAAUAGCUUCUAUCCCCCACCGUUCCCUUCUCCCCCAUUCUUGCCCCCACAGCCCUAUGUUGCUGCCCCACCAUCCUACCACCAGUAUCUCUUUCCACUGACCCAUCCCUUCCCACCCCCUCCUCCCCCUCCACCAUCCUGCUCCGAGUCCCCACCACCUCCACCACCUCCCCCUCUGCCCCCUUCCCCAUGAGCCUGGCUGUGUGAGGACAAUCAGGCCUCACAGCGUAUUUAAAAUUAUAAAUGCAUUUCUGAAGAUAGCUGACAAUUAAGUCAGCCGAUGACUUGUCAGGAUAUGUUAAGACACUAUUUGAAUCUUUUAUAUUAAAAGUAUCCGGUGUUCAUGGGGCGUGACCAGAGCCUUGUCCAACAUCCAAGCUGAAGCAGCACGGCAGCUCAUUUGAAACUCCGCUUUUACAGAUGUUUUUGUAUGUGUCUUAUUUAUUUACUUGUUUUAGUAAACUGACACUGUUGACUGAAACUGGCUGUACAUGGACACUGCUGUUGCCCCUAACUGACCUGUCUGUUGUUGACAACACUCCUGGCUGAACUGUUGUUGUAGUCUAAUACCAACACUGAAGCUGAGUGCAAUGCUGCUAACGGUUGCUACAUCAUAGCGGAGUAAGCUAGUUUUGAGUGUGAACCGUCCUAACUAUAACUGACCAAGAGCUAACACACCAGUGCAUCUCUGAGCGUGUCUUGAUAACUCGUGGAAGAAACGACGUCCGCCAAACCUCGGCUAGUCACUGUCGGUUUGCGACUAGGUGUUGUUGAGCAAUAUGUGUUGUCACAGAGCUGUGAAGUCCUGUGUGGGGCAUGACAUGACGAUUCCAAGCCAAAGUCUAUAAAAAAGUUUUUAUUGUUAAAAUAAAGCUUCCUGUCCACUACAUUGACACAGCGAUGAGCUCGG
Molecule: messenger RNA, 3925 nt
Organism: Synchiropus splendidus (mandarinfish)
Lineage: Eukaryota; Metazoa; Chordata; Actinopteri; Syngnathiformes; Callionymidae
Product: lysine-specific demethylase RSBN1L-like
Exons: 9
Coding region: 17-3208 (1063 amino acids)
Cellular component (GO): nucleus
Source: RefSeq, a predicted model, not a curated record